Messenger RNA from Filobasidium floriforme, 882 nucleotides. RefSeq lists its product as uncharacterized. The record is from RefSeq and is a predicted model, not a curated record. Bases 1 to 882 code for a protein of 293 amino acids. Lineage: Eukaryota; Fungi; Basidiomycota; Tremellomycetes; Filobasidiales; Filobasidiaceae. The transcript has a single exon.
AUGUCUUCUAUUAUUAUCACCUUUACCGGGAGCCCACCUCCGCCGUCUAUGCAUGGGUCUCUGCUACCCAGCAUUCUGACCGACCAGGUACCCACUCCAGUCUCAGACGUUCAGCUCCAUGGAUCUCAGACCCCUUUGACUGCGAUUGCAGCUGCAGGCGACUUCGCUACGGCUGCCACUACUAUGGCUGUCAGCACCCCGACGCCAUCUGUGAGCGUUGACUCAAAUGGAGGGGAUCGGAGUUCUGUCAAUGAUACCUUGGCAUCGGGAGAUCAGGCCAGCGCUGAAGCUCCCGAAGGGCAAAACAACGACAUCAUCUCCAAGCUUAUCGCCAGGUUCGAUAUACCGGCUGAUUGCAACUAUACCACAGACCAGCUCCUAGAUCUAAUCGAGAAUAGUAUGGAGAAGUCUAGGGGACAAGCAAUGAGAAGAGAACUGGUAAACCUGAACAGCUCGAAGCAACAACAGUACGACACCUACUGUAGUAUCAGAGGAAGGAUCGCAUUUGGAGUUGGGAUUGGAACUUUGAGUUUGAUCGUCUUUGGCAGUGCGAUAUGGAUGUCAUACUCUUACCGAAAGAAGAGAGCUCUGGCGGGAGAGAUGAUUUACGAUUGGGAGGGUAUGAACAAUGAGCUAGCACAAGUCAGGCAUGCAAACGCAGCACUCGCGGGCUUUCAGGAAGAAGAACUCGCCGAUUUCCAGCUCGAGCUUGAUUCUUCGCACCGGGAAAACCAGAAGAUGAAGGAGGAAAACGGGAAAGCCAAGGAGGAGCUUACGGAUCUCAAGCGCAUGGUUGACCAGUAUAUCAAUAUCAUCGAAAACCUCACGAAACAUUUGCCAGCCAGGCCAGCAGAAGGUGUUGAUGAUAGGAAGGACGAAUGA